AAAUGUACUGAGAUUGUGCACCCUGGGAAAAACGUUCUCGGUUAAUUUAGCAAUUCAAAAGUUUCCCUUUUCUUUUUCCAUGUUGUUGUGAGAGUAUUCGGAAGAAACUUUGAUAUUUUCUUUUUUCUUUGAUUUGUACGAACUAAAAUUAAGAAAGGACGAUGGCGGACCAAAGUAGAGGCCGAGGUCGAGGGUUUGCAUUAUUUAAAGACUUCAAAAAGACUCUAACAGCUGAUUCUCAGUCAUCAUGCCAAUCCUCUACAAAGGAGAUCCCUGGUCCAAGUGUACCUCCAAGUGUGCCAUCAAGUAUAGUAAGUGCUGCUACAGGCAUGCCUUCAACAAGUAUUGGGGGCAGAGGAAGGAUUGCAGCUAUGAUGCUGUCAAAGAUGCAUCAACAAACUAGAGAAGUGCAGUUCUCGCCAGCAUCAGAUGUAAGCCCUUCAGCACCGACAGUAGGAGCUGGCAGGGGCAUGAAGUUAUUUCAGAAUUUGAAAGCUCAAAUGGCACAAAGUCAGCCACGUGUAGGUACGGAAGUAAAACAAAUAACAGAGAAGAUGGCGGAGAGUACGAUAUCAUCUGUGCAAUCAUCAACUAUACCAAAAAAUAAAUAUUUUAGAGAGAUUAAAGAAACACCACCUGUUGUAAGAAAAGGAGAAUCUGGAAGACCUUGUGAAGUAACUGCAAAUUUUAUCAGACUUAAUUUUGAAGAGGAUCACGUGUUUGAGUAUGAAGUGCGGUACAACCCUGAGCAAGAUUAUAAGAGUCUAUGUUUUAAACUUCUAAAUGAACACGAUCAAUAUUUUAAAACUAGAACAUUUGAUGGCACCACAUUAUAUGUUCCUCAUAUGCUGCCCGAAGAAGCUAUGAACCUUGUUUCAACAAAUCCAUAUGAUAAUAGCAAAGUUCAAGUCAUUAUAAAUUUCCGUCGCACUCGUCGUUUGAGUGAAAUGAUUCACAUAUACAAUGUGCUGUUCAAACAUAUAAUGAAGGAUUUACAACUGGUGAGGUUCGGACGGCAGUACUUCAGUGAACACAGCGCUAUACAAAUACCACAACAUAAGCUAGAAGUGUGGCCCGGAUAUGUAACAGCAGUGGAUGAAUACGAAGGAGGUCUAAUGUUGACGUUGGACUCCACUCACCGAGUACUACGAACGCAGACAGUGAUUUCUCUCAUAAAGGAGACGGUGCAGUGCGAAGGUGCCAACUGGAAGCGAGCGUUGACAGACAAACUUGUUGGCAGCUCCGUUAUGACUACAUAUAAUAAGAAAAUGUUUCGUGUUGACAGUAUAGACGAUACAAUGACGCCGCGGUCUACAUUCCAAAAGACAGAAAACGAUAAAUCUUCUGAGAUCUCUUUUAUCGAUUACUAUAAGAAUAAUUAUGGAAUUCAUAUCAUGGAUUGGGAACAACCGCUUCUUAUAUCAAGGGCCACGAAGCGUCUACCGGGCAGCGAGAAGACGACGGACUUCAUGAUCUGCCUGGUGCCGGAGCUGUGCCAGCUGACGGGGCUGACGGACGACCAGCGCAACAACUUCAGGCUGAUGAAGGAUGUCGCCACCUACACGCGCAUCACACCCAACCAACGACACUCUGCCUUCAAAAAGUAUAUCCAAAAUGUGAUGUCAAACGAAAUGGCAAAGAACCGUUUAACGGGGUGGGGGUUGAGCAUAGCUGCCGAGACAGUGGACUUAACUGCCCGCACGCUGCCGCCGGAGCCGCUGUACUUCGGCAACAACGUCAAAGUGGCCGGCAAAGACAACGCCGACUGGAAUGGAGAGGUGGCCAGGAACGCUGUCAUGCAAGCUGUCGAUAUACUGCGAUGGGUGGUGCUCUUCACUGAUAGAGAUAAAAAUGUCACUACUGACUUUAUAGAUACUUUAAAGCGUUGCGCCCCUCCUAUGGGCGUGAACGUGUCGUCGCCGCAGCUGGUGCGACUGCCCAACGACCGCACCGACACGUACGUGGCCGCGCUACGGAAGUUCUCCAUAGACAAUCUGCAGCUGGUGGUCGCUGUCUGCCCCACGGCGCGCGACGACAGGUACUCGGCCAUUAAGAGGAUAUGCUGUGUUGAUAGUCCUGUACCUUCGCAGGUGGUGAAUGCGCGUACGAUAAUGAACAGUCAGAAGAUCCGUUCGAUAACUCAGAAGAUCCUGCUGCAAAUGAACUGCAAGCUGGGCGGCACGCUGUGGUCCAUCAGCGUGCCGCUCAAGUCCGCCAUGGUCAUUGGCAUCGACUCCUACCAUGACGCUAGUAGGAAGAAAAGAAGUGUUUGUGCAUUCGUAGCAUCUUACAAUCAAAUGAUGACACACUGGUACUCCAAAGUGGUGUUACAAGAGCGAGGGCAGGAGAUCGUUGACAGCCUCAAGUCCUGCUUCGUGGAUGCAUUGAAACAUUACCUACGUGUUAAUGGCAGAUUACCCGACAGAAUUAUCAUUUACAGAGACGGAGUCGGUGACGGUCAGCUGAAACUGCUGCAAGACUACGAGAUCCCUCAGAUGCAGAUCUGCUUCUCCGUGCUGGGCGCGGCGUACCAGCCCGCGCUCACAUACAUCGUGGUGCAGAAACGCAUCAACACCAGGAUAUUCAUGAAAACGAGGAAUGGCUUCGAAAACCCCAACCCCGGGACUGUGCUGGAUCACUGUAUUACAAGAAGGGACUGGUACGAUUUCCUGAUCGUGUCGCAGAAAGUGAACCAAGGUACAGUGACGCCCACACACUACGUGGUAAUCCACGACUCCAGCGGCAUGACAGCAGACCAGUGCCAGCGGCUGACCUACAAGCUGUGCCACCUGUACUACAACUGGCCCGGCACCGUGCGCGUGCCAGCGCCGUGCCAGUACGCUCACAAGCUGGCUUACCUCGUCGGACAGAGUAUACAUCAGCCGCCGUCGGACGCGCUCACCGAUAAGCUAUUCUUUUUGUAAUUCGCACUUUUGUUAUUGACUGUACUAAAUGUAUCUAGCUUUGAUACAAGUACAGUUAUAGAGAAAAUAGUUAAUGAUUGUCGCCAGACAAAAAAUACGUCGUAGGAUAUUUUCACCGAAAAGUUAUUCUUAUUGUAGAUGGUACUUUUGUUACUAGCUGUACUAAAUGUAUCUAUCUCUAAGUAGCAAGUACAGUUAUAAAGAAAACAAAAAUUUAUUGUCGCCAGACAAAAAAUGCGUCGUCGGACACUUUCACCGUCAGGUUGUUCUUGUUGUAUAUGGCAAUUUUGUUAUGGACUGUACCAAAUGUAUCUAAUUUUGAUUCACAAGUACAGUUACAAAAUAUAUAUAGUUACUGAUUGUAUUCGGACAGAAAAUAUAUCAGCUGUUGUACUCCCUUACUGUUAUUGUAGAUGGCACUUUUGUUAUUGACUGUACUAAAUGUAUCUAACUCCAAGUAAUAAGUACAGUUACAAAUAAAGUAGUCGGACAGAAAAUGCAACGGCUGUCUACGGAUACUCUUGCCGACAAACUCUUCUUGUAAAUCAUACUUUUGUUGUUGACUGUACUAAAUGUUCUAUGUCUAAGUCGCAAGUACAGUUACAAAGAAAGUAGUUAUUCAUUGUUUUCGGACAGAAAAUACAUCAGCUGUCGUCGGAUCUUAUAGAUUGCACUUUUGUUAUUGGCUGUACCAAAUGUAUCUUGCUCCAAAUUACAAGUACAGUUACAAAGAAAAUAAUUAUUAUGUCGAAUGUACAUAAGCUAUUUUCGAACACGAUCACGACAAGCUUUUCUUUUAGAUUGCACUUUUGCUAUUGACUGUACCUAACGUGUAUCAAUUUCUCGGUAGUAGUUCCAGAAAUACACUCACAAGUACAGUUAGGAAAAAAAUAUGUAACUAUUGUGUCACCUACACUUAUAUCUUACUUUUGUCCGCGACUGUCUCAAUUGUAUGUCACUCAAAGUCGCAAGUACUGUUAUGUAAUUAUAAAAUAAGUACAGUCGGAAAUAAAAUACUUAUCUAAAUAUUACAAUUGUGACAAUAGUAAAUGUAAAUAACUGAUACUAAAGAAAUGAUGCGGCUGAUUUUAUAAUUAUAAGUUAAUCAUAGAUUUGACCGAAAAAAACAAUCACGCAAUAAUUCUUAUAUCGUUUGAUUUCUCAAAUCAUUUUGAUAUUAAAAUGAAUAUAAAGUUCUCCAACAUUUUAAGAUCAUUUUAGUUAAUAAUUAUUUGUAUAAGUUAUCCUAUUAGGUAUAAAAAGUUUAAAGCAGCGAUUUCUAAACUUAACUAACUAUGAGAAUGCCCUAAAACAUAUAUAAACUUUAGUUAAAAGUUUUUUCAUGGUGUAAGGUGGCAAACGAGCAAACAGGAAAAGGAUUUUCACUUUUCCUGUCUAUCCCCUCCCCUGUCGAAUCCACUUUCUUUUUAGCCAUUGCUCGGCUUUUUGGUUAGAGUUUAAUGCUGUUAUAUUUUGAAUAUUAAAUUGAUUUAUUGUUUUACCCCAAACAAAAAUCCUGUACAUUCAGUUUUAAUGUGAAAAUGGAAUUGGUUUUAUUUAAUUUUUUUUUUUGAUUUAACGGAAAAAUAUUUUAGUUAUUUGCCACUCAAGAGUUUAGGAAUCACUGUUCUGUUGUAUGAGCUUUCUAAAGACGUACUUUAUUUACAUGUAUAUUUUACAUAAGAAAUCUAUAAUUAUAGAUAGAAGCAGCAAAACUUCUGAAUCUCAGAAUUAUAAAAACCUCUCCGAAUUAAAAAAAAAAUGUGUAUUUUUUUUGUAAUCAAAUUUUUUAGCUGAAAUUUGACAUGUUUAUAGACGGGAAUAUUCUUAUUUCUAAAGCAGUAUACUAGUAUAAUAAAGUAGUACUUAAUUUAUUAAGAAAUUGUAUUAAAUCCUAACUAACUUGACCUCCGAGAGAACUUAUUUAUCAUAAUUUCAUAAGAACAAUAUAAAUGUUAACCACUAACUGUUGCUCGCAACUUCGCUCGCAUGAAAUU
Messenger RNA from Papilio polytes (common Mormon), 4921 nucleotides. RefSeq names its product protein argonaute-3 (gene Ago3). Gene Ontology annotation, cellular component: P granule. The record is from RefSeq and is a predicted model, not a curated record. Gene Ontology annotation, biological process: regulatory ncRNA-mediated gene silencing. The transcript has 17 exons. Gene Ontology annotation, molecular function: piRNA binding; protein binding. Lineage: Eukaryota; Metazoa; Arthropoda; Insecta; Lepidoptera; Papilionidae. The coding region runs from base 162 to 2924 and encodes 920 amino acids.